CCACUUUAAAGCCAGGCUGAUUCAUAGAAAACUCUUCAACUAAAACACAGUCAAAGGACACCACCCAGUUGCACAUCCCAAUACACCAGCAGGGGAAACUUAUAACGCUGCCAGCCAGGGUGCUCCCUUCACUGCAGCUCUGCAUUUUAAGGCAGCAGGAAUCGAAGGAAGCUCCUUCCACAGAAGACCUCUUUCUCCCAGACUUCUCUGUAUCUGAGGCACCGCUGCACUGAGGAGCCAAGAUGUUGGUACUACUGGCUGGUAUAUUUGUGGUCCACAUUGCCACUGUGGUCAUGCUCUUUGUCUCCACCAUUGCUAAUGUCUGGAUGACAACGACUAACAGUGGCGCCACAAACUCAUCAGGGCUCUGGGCGGAAUGCAUAGGAAGCCAUUGCACAGCUCUUCCUUUUGUUGGUGAUGAUCUCGCUGCCCUCAAGGCAGUGCAGGCUUUCAUGAUCCUGGCCAUCAUCUUUUCCUUUGUCUCUCUGGUCAUGUUUGUGGUGCAGCUCUUCACUAUGGAGAAAGGAAAACGCUUCUACAUCACUGGAGCCAUUAUGCUGGUUUGCUGGCUGUUCGUUUUGAUUGCCGUCUCGAUCUACACUGCCCGGUUUCCACAAUACUACAAAAACCAUAUAGACCACCAUGGCUACUCUUUCAUACUCGCCUGGAUCUGCUUCUGCUUCAGUUUCAUCAUUGGGGUUCUGUAUCUCAUACUCAGAAAGAAAUGAGACAGCCACAUGAGUAGAAUUGGGAGGGUGGAUUGGAAACCAGGGGGAGGGUUUGCGGGAGGGAUGUGAAAUCACUUUGCUAUGAGAACUGUUUGCCAAAAGUAAUUAAUUCAUACAUUGCUCACCUAACGUGCUCAAUCAUGGAAUUGGAUCCAGCGGAGAGAGAAGAGCUGCUGCAGAUCCUCCACUAUCAUGGAUGCUGGGACCAUGACAAUGGUUGAAGAACCUCCAAAGUAGCCAGAGGCUAUCUCCUUCCUCUCACCUGUGCCUCCCACCUUAAAGGACUUUGAAGUUCUGCCUCCCUGGAUACAGAAAUGUUGGGAGCUCGUCCACUUCCCUCCCUUAACCUUCAGCAACUAGGAUCCGUCACCCAGGCAUUCCACUGCCCAUUCCUUCUCAUUGUGGCAGUCAUAGUGAGGUGUGUGUCAGGCCGGUGAAAUUGAUCGACAAUACAGAUCCCUACUUACAUUUUCUUGGAAAGUGAAAAACAUGAAAUCAUAAAAGAAGCCUGACUGAAGUGAGGCCCAAUCCCAUUGCUAGAACAAAUGUAAGCUUUUCUAUUGCCAUCACCAUCUUCAUUUCCUUUUUUUCUUUAAAGAAAAGGAAUAGUGCCAGUGCUGCUGAAGAUAUCAGAGGGAAAACAGCUGCCAGUCGGGAAUGAAAGCAGAAGUGGAUGCAGGGUGGGAUAGGGAGGAGGACCCUAAUUAUGCCAAAUGGAGCCCUUAGUGAUCAGAGGGAUGUCAUUAAGACGUGUGACUUUCCAUUUGAGCUCACUAUGCACCCACUUGACACAGCUGCUGAAGAUCUGAGGGGGUCCUCAGAUGCUACCACAUUGUUAGGUGUGUGAUGUGUGUAUUCCAUGAACAGUAAGAUUGAAAGGGCUGUUUCUAGUCAGAUCACUGAGGCAUUCAACUUUGGCUCAUGGGAUCUCACCUCUCACCACCAAAUUCCAACUACCUAUAAGUAAUAAACAACUUUCUCUCAUUGUUGCAUAGGGUAGGGUUGGAGGGGAUGUUUAUGAAAUAGGGUGUUUUUUUUCAUAACAGAUCUUACAUUGAUGCUAUAGUAUGUACCUUACUAUUAUUUUAAAGGCUUACUAUCCCACAAGAAAUGUUGCCUAUGGGUUAGAGAAUAGGGUGUCUGAGUCAGAUUUCUGCUUAGCUUGAUCAUCUCGGGUAAAGGCCUUCAAUUUGUUGUGCCUGCCUUAUCCCUCCUCCCCCACCAUGCCUUCAUCUCCUAUAACACAUCUCCCAGGGGACAAGGAGAAGCCCAGCUAAUUACAUUUUGCAAACCGAAGGCCAAGUAGGAAAUGGCUGCAUGGAGAUGGAAAGAAUUAUUAUUAUGUCAUAAUUAUGGUCUGCAUCAGGAUUUUAAGUCCAUGUAGCCCUGCCAUUUAGAUCAGUUAGAAUAAUGAGUGGAAACUAUGGAUGGCAAGAGGCUGAGACUCUCUUUGCUGUACACCACUCCAGCCAUGUAAAAGGGGGAGACAAAUUCAGGGCUGCAAGUUUAGUAUAAACAGUAUUCUCUUUCUUUUUUUCUUUCUUUCUUUCUUUCUUUCUCUCUCUUUGUUACAUUCUUUUUACAUUUACAAUUUUGUAAUGGGGUAGAUAAUGUUCUGCUAUUGUACUUGCCAUUUCUCAAUGUUUAUUUCAAGUGCAGUCAUUGUAAAUAUUUUGAUACAAGUGUUCCUAAAAAUAGGGAUAUUAAAAAGAAAUAUUAAAAAAAAUAAAAAUAAAAUCCA
Messenger RNA from Elgaria multicarinata webbii, 2469 nucleotides. It is a transcript of the gene EMP1, whose product is annotated as epithelial membrane protein 1. Bases 243 to 728 code for a protein of 161 amino acids. NCBI's taxonomy places the organism in Eukaryota, Metazoa, Chordata, Lepidosauria, Squamata, Anguidae. Gene Ontology annotation, cellular component: plasma membrane. The record is from RefSeq and is a predicted model, not a curated record. The transcript is spliced from 5 exons.